Molecule: messenger RNA, 803 nt
Organism: Oryzias melastigma (Indian medaka)
Lineage: Eukaryota; Metazoa; Chordata; Actinopteri; Beloniformes; Adrianichthyidae
Product: HLA class II histocompatibility antigen, DR alpha chain-like
Exons: 4
Coding region: 57-758 (233 amino acids)
Biological process (GO): positive regulation of T cell activation; immunoglobulin production involved in immunoglobulin-mediated immune response; immune response
Cellular component (GO): membrane; MHC class II protein complex
Molecular function (GO): MHC class II protein complex binding
Source: RefSeq, a predicted model, not a curated record
AGAGUUACAGCAGAGUUGUGUAGAAGUUCAGUUCAGUCUGAGAGUGAGAAGAGAAGAUGAAGCUGCUGCUGCUGCUGGUGUGUGGGAUCCUGGGAGCCUCGGCUCAAGUUCUUCAUGAGGAUCUCUGGAUCAGCGGCUGUUCAGAUUCUGAUGGAGAGGAAAUGUACUCUCUGGAUGGAGAAGAGCUCUGGUACGCAGACUUCAAGAAGAAGACUGGAGUCGAACCUCAGCCUCCUUUUGUGGAUCAUACCAGUUAUGUAGAAGGAACAUAUGAGGGAGCUGUGGCUAAUCAACAGAUCUGCAAACAGAACCUAAGAACCUGUGAAAUCGGCAUGAAGGAUCUUCCUUUGGAAUUAGACCCCCCCUCCAACGUGGUGGUCUACAGCAGAGACGAGGUGGAGCUGGGGGAGCAGAACACUCUGAUCUGCCACGUGUCCGGGUUCUACCCGGCUCCGGUCAACGUGUCCUGGACCAGGAACGGUGAGGAGGUUUCAGGAACCAUCAACGUCCCGUAUCCCAGCAGUGACGGGACCUUCACCCAGACCUCCAGCCUGCAGUUCGUCCCUCAGCUGGGAGACCUGUACAGCUGCUCCGUGGAGCAUCCGGCUCUGACCGAGGUCCAGACCAAGAUCUGGGAUGUGGAGAAGACCCAAGCCGGUGUUGGACCCGCCGUCUUCUGUGGACUGGGUCUGACGGUGGGCCUGCUGGGCGUGGCUGCAGGAACCUUCUUCCUCAUCAAAGGGAACGAGUGCAGCUGAUUGGAGGAUGCUGAUGAUGUCAUCGCCUGUAGAUAGAUCGGAUCA